This is a messenger RNA of Carassius auratus (goldfish), 6535 nucleotides long. RefSeq names its product protein Shroom4-like. Gene Ontology annotation, biological process: actin filament organization. The record is from RefSeq and is a predicted model, not a curated record. Gene Ontology annotation, molecular function: actin filament binding. The transcript has 10 exons. Gene Ontology annotation, cellular component: cortical actin cytoskeleton; apical junction complex; apical plasma membrane. The coding region runs from base 161 to 5155 and encodes 1664 amino acids. Lineage: Eukaryota; Metazoa; Chordata; Actinopteri; Cypriniformes; Cyprinidae.
UCUACUUUUCAUUCUCAAGCACUUCCUCCGCAAACAGUCCACGGAAAGCCCAUCACUGGCCGCCCACAGCCUGUCCCCUCAAGCCUGGAGUCUGCGGUUGUCGUGAUGCGGUUGGGUCGUGAUUGCAUGGCGAUCGGACGGAGCUGAAAGCACAGAAGUCAUGAUGGAGACCGUUGAGCAGCUGGUGUCUUUCCAGCACGUCCAUGUGCAACUGAACGGAGGCGCUCCGUGGGGAUUCACUCUGAAAGGAGGACUGGAGCACGGCGAGCCACUCAUCAUAACUAAAAUAGAAGAGGGAGGAAAGGCAGCUCAGUGUAAGAAGUUGAGAGUUGGGGAUGAACUGGUGAACAUUAACGGCUCUGCUCUCUACGGCUCGCGGCAAGAAGCUCUCAUCCUCAUCAAAGGCUCUUACAGGGUUCUCAAAAUCGUCGUCCGAAGGCGCUGUGUGCCAGUGAUCCGUCCCCACUCUUGGCACCUGGCGAAGCUGUCAGAGGCACCCUGCACUACGGGCACUGGUGACCCCUCAGAUGCCCCCCCGGCUAUGCAGCUCCACUUCACACCUCUCAGUGUACCGUGGCACUCCGGAGGUGACAAUAGUGAGCUGUCCAUGCAGUGGGGCCAUAUCUCCAGGCACUACAGCACAGACCGCAGUAGCUCAAUAGGAAGUAUGGAGAGUCUGGAGAAUCCUCCCAACCAGGGUUACUAUGACAGUCAGCUCUCUCCCAUUGAUCCGGUCAUAUUCAACAACAAACGUGACUCCGCUUACAGCUCAUUCUCAGCCAGCUCAAACACAUCCGAUUACACUGUCCCUGUCAAGCCUGAGGAUACCAACUCUAUGGACAGUCUUCUCCAGGGUUUUGGUUCUUCCUGCAGGUAUCCAGACGGAAGCCAACAUUGUGCCUCCAGUGGCCAUGGAAGCCAGCGGGAAGAGCGUGAACACUCCAAGAUACUAUCUGACAGAACUAAUGCCAAAGUCCGACCGUCAUCCUACAGCUGCGAGGAGGAACACUGUGUGCCACCGCGGCCACCCAUGAGGAAGGACAGUUUUAGGGCUACUAAAGGCCAACCAACAGAUAAACGCUGUGUGUCUGCUCCUGUAGGCAUUCCUAGUGUAACCAGCUGCAUGGUUGAAGAUCAAUCUCAAAUCCAGGAAGUUUUGACCGGCGAUGUUUAUUUGAAUGGAACACGAGACAUGGAGCAAGAACGUAAAGGAUGCACCAUUGAACCUUAUUACACAUUCAACUCUAAGAGAGACUCUGAUGGACAUAACAAGGCAACUAACCAUGAGAAAAAACACUUGAAAAACUAUUCAGAAACUGUGGUGGUGUCUACGCCUCCUCUUAGUCCCUUAUCUCAAAGGAAUAUGGAUGAGAACUUCAAUACCCAACUCGAACCAGAACGUACUAUCCAGUCAGCAAUGCACAGACACAGUGCACCAGAGAAACUUCUAGCUUCUCAGCUGUGUAUGAUGGAUUUUUCUGCCGACAAAAGUUAUAAUCGUGCAUCUCCAACUUGUCAGUGGUCACAGUCACCUCUUUAUCUGAGUGAGACUAGUCCAAAUAAGACCCAGGGCCGAACAAGUAGAUGUUCCACACCUGAUUCAGUGGCAACUUCUGAACUUGAGGAUCCCAGGUUAGAAGAGGAUCCUCUUGAUUCUAGACAGAAUCUCUGGGGGAAGCCUAUUAAUGUCUCUGGAAAUCCCACGGAGAAUGGAUUCUCCACUGCUAACUCUCAGACCAGUGAUAAGAACUUUGGGUCUGUAGGUGCUGGCAUGUGUGUGGACACUCACCUGAAUGAGAACGGGGGAGAAGUGAGGGUAGACGAUGGCAGCGUCACAAAGCAGUCACAGAAGCGGCAGCUCCGUAGCAGCAAAUCGCGUCGUAGAAAUGAGCGUUUUGCAACAAACCUCAGAAAUGAGAUCCAGAGGAAAAAGGCCCAGCUGCAGAAGAGUAGAAACCCAUGCGGUGAGGAGACGGUGGAAGAAGAGGUUGCAGAUCUCAACAUGGAGGCAGUAGCUCCUCCAGAGUACCAUCAACCCAGAUCCCAAACCUUGUCAAGAACUCUUACCAGUCCUUCCACUGCCUCCUUGCAAUUAUCCAAACAGAUGCAACAAGUUAUUGAAACAACCCAAGUUGAGGAACACUCCAGAUCCAGGGAUGUGUGCUUCCAGGCAUCUCAGCCCCAAACCCAGAUCUCUCAACAUGCCAGACAAAUGUGUGUGCAUGUGGUGGAGGAGAUAGUACCUGCAGAUAAACCACGACAGCGGCGAUGGACACCAGAAUACAAGCUUCAGCCAGAAACAGAGCCAGGUGAGAGUAAGAGAAAUGAGGCUACUGGACAGAUGUGGUCUGGAAAAAGGGGAUUAACAAGAGGGAGGAUGGGUUCCUCCAGUAGUCGUUCAGCUCGAUCGGAUGAGUGUGAUAUCCCUCCCUUUGCAGACCGCAGGAGGUUCUUUGAAGAGACUAGCAGAAAGUUGAGUCAGUCUGUAACAAACUUGUCAAGCCUGACAAGUCGAAAUCAGAGACUAGAGAAGCAAAGUACACCGACCCAUCCAUCCUCACCUGAACCUCUUGAAAUGGCCACUAACCUGGGCCGGAGGAGGUUUUCAUAUCAAGAUGUGCCCUACGACAACUCACUGGACACUGGGACACAGUUUAUGAGUACCCAACAAGACCAAGAAAAACUGAGGGAGAGGCUGAUAGAGAGAGAGCAGGAGAAAGAAAGAGAGCAGGAGAGAGUCAAGGAGAAAGAGACACUUAGAGAACAAGAGAGGGAGAAUGAAAGAUUAAGGAAAGAGAGGGAAAUGGAGCAACAACGGGUGAAUGACUGGGAGGAGAGGCAAAGACUGCUUCAGAGAGAACAAGAAAGGGAAUCCAGGAGAGAAACUCUUCAUUCCGAACACAAUAUGAGUAGUGACACAGUUCCUCAGUCUUUAUCUCACGACGCCUGUCAGAAACAGCCGCCCAUUCCUCGGGUUCCUGCUUUUCUCCAGUCCUCUGAGCAUUUCUAUAGCAACACUACCACCAAGAUCCAGAAGCCUUGCUCAGCGUUUCACCCAGUGACCACUCAGCUCAAUCAGUAUGAUGACUACCAUGUAAAUCCACCCUACAAGGCUAGGAGCUACACCCCGACUGAAGUCCAUCCUGUGCAGGAACUAGCAAAAAAACUAAACCGAAAUUUCAGCUUAACAGAGAGGGACUACUCAAGGUGUAGGAGAGACUCCAAGUCAGUAGAGGGUGCUGCUGUUCCUAGCUUCAUGGGUCAAGGUGGCAACAGAAUGACCGGUGGCCGCACUGAAGAGCAUCUUUUUUCACCCCUUAGAAACCGUGCUAUGUCAGAAAAUGACAUUCGUGUGGACACAAAAGAUGUUCAGAAUCACACCAGCGUCCCACCAAGCAGAAUGCGUGCGUCCACUCUUAGUGACCUGGAUGAGAAUGGAGUAUGUGUAGGUGAAGUAAAGAAGAAAAAAGGGCCUCCGCCACCUCGUCCACCGCCCCCAAAUUGGGAUCAGUUCCACAAGAGACGGGCAUCCCAUCAUAACCUCUUCUCCUCCCCACCACUUUAUUCCUCCCCACCUCGACCACAGCCGUGCACGUCCCAGCCCUGCAGUGUGCCUGAAAUGACACGUCAGCGCUCCUAUAGUCUUCCUCCGAGGGAGAUCUCCGAGAGCAAUCACUGCUGCAGUCAGGAGUACUCUGCGGCUCCCCCCAGCCCUGCUUUUACACAUCGGGCCUUUAAACCUGUAGCCCUGCCCCCAAGAGAGAGAGACACGAGGAGGGAACUUCAUCAACCUUUGCCACAGCCUGAACCAUGCACAAGAAUACCUGUCCAUAACGCUGAAGGGUCAGAUGAGCCUAGAAUCACACUGGUGAAGCCCAUCUUUUUUGAGCAUCGAGCUGAGUGGGACCGGUCCAGUCCUCAUUACCCUGCACUGGGCACUACCAGGCCUCUUGAAGUCCCAGAGAAGAGUUUGUCAUCUGUAGCCAUGUGUCCAGAAUCCUACUUCUCCAUGAACAACUACCACUUGCUGCCCCAUCAAGCAGGCUUCCCUGGAACAGCCCACAAAAACCAGAUUAUUUCCUCCCGCAGUCCCAGCAUCAUUGAAGAUGGAAACCAGCCCCUGGAGACGGACAUAGAUGAGAUCGGUGAGAAUGAGCGGUUAGGAGAAAUUGACAGGAGGGAAGGAGAGGACAGGAUGGAGCUGCAGGGUUUUGCUCGACCAGUUAUGGUGCUGGAAACAGACAUUGACAACACGCCUGAGGAAGGGUCUCUAUCAGCGAGAAACCUUAGAGGGCCGAGGGCCGCUUUUGUUGACUCAAUUCUAGAGGAUGAUUAUGGUUUAUCUAGGAAAGAGCUGAUAGGAGAGUUAUUUCCACACAGUGUAAAUACAGAGACGGGUGCAGAGGGCUGGAGAGGUGGCCACCCAAUCAGUGGAGGAACGCUAGAGAGGUCUUCUAGACUGGGAACAUCCACAGCACAAGUUUCACGAUCGACCUGUUAUGACACAUCGGCUGACAACCCACAACUUCUUGCCAGGAUUCGAGAGAUCUCCGAGAGGAAAGAGGAGGAGGAAGAGCUCAAUUAUAAGAAGCAGCUGAUGGAGAGCCUUCGUAAAAAGCUGGACAUCCUGCGUGAGGCACAGAGGGACCUGCAAGAGGACAUUCGUGCCAACACUCAGCUGGGAGAGGAGGUGGAGAGCCUGGUGCUCGCUAUCUGCAAGCCCAACGAGGUGGACAAGUUCCGAAUGUUCAUCGGUGACCUAGACAAGGUGACCAGUCUGCUGUUGUCUCUUUCUGGGAGGCUGAUCCGAGUAGAAAGCGCCUUGGACUGUGUGGACCCAGAGACUGGCCACCACGGGAGGCUACAACUUCUGGAAAAGAAGAAGCAGCUGCUGGUGCAGAUGGGAGAGGCUCAGGAGCUCAAGGAGCAUGUGGACCGGCGUGAGCAGGCGGUUGGCAAGGUGCUGGAAUGUUGCCUGACUCCAGAACAGAUGCGUGACUACAGUCACUUUGUGAAGAUGAAAGCAGCCCUACUGGUAGAGCAGAGGCAACUGGAUGACAAGAUCAGGCUCGGCGAGGAGCAGCUCAGGGGACUCAGAGAGAGCCUCGGCCUGGGGCUGGGGCUGGGGGUUGGGAUGGGGUACGGGCAAUACUGAGAAGUGCUGAAUGAGUGUAUCUACAACAGGAUUUGAGAUGGACCAAAAAAGACCUUGAACUGUGGAAUGCUUUAAAGAAUGGACAUUACUACCAACAUUACUACAACUACCACAGAUGUUCAGAUGUUGAGUUCAGUUCAAAAACACUACAUCACUACUUGAAGUCAUCUGUUAGGUCUUCAGCUGCACUAAUAAUCGUUCAGUAAAGUUGUUUUGUGCUUACUAAUGUAACAUCUGACAGCCAAAAAAUGCAUGUGUGCUUGUACUUCUCAUUGAAUACAGCAGGGGGAGUGUCCAUGCACUGCUAUUUAUUUAUUUAUGUGUGUAUAUAUUCAUACACACAAUAUAUCUCAGUAAAUUAGAGGAUUCUGGUUUCAAGGUCACAUUGCUUUAAUAAUUUACAUUUACGCCUCACGUUGCAUGAAUCCAAUUUCAUUCCGUUCUUUGGCAUGUUAAGUGUUAUUGUUCCUUAAAAAAAUUGUUUUGUUAAGUAUUUGUAUGUUCAUUGAAAACGUGUACAUAGUGGAUGCCGUAGUGCAUCUUUAAGUCACAGAAGUUUCAUUCUGUCAUAACUGGAACUUUUCUUACACUAAAUGGUGUGGCGUAUUGUUGCAGUGUUUUCAAAAGGGGCCAUUUAUACUUACUUUUUAUAUUCAGUAUGCCUUAUAGUACUCACUACACUUUUCUCAGAUAAUUAUCAUUGCCAAAGAUCAAAUUUGUCUACAUAAGGAUAUAAAUGUGCUAUGCCUGUUUUGAGGAAUAUGCAUAAAUGUCUUGAAGAUCAGCCUUGCUUUACCAAAGAUCUUAUAUUGACAUGUUUUUGGCAUAAGAGUUUUUGGUUAAUUGAGAUGCACUGUUUAACCUUUAUGUAUCAUCUCAGAUCACGGCAACUUUUGAGGCGAUUGCUACUAGAUUUCCUUUUCUUUGUGAGAAACUGGACAUUUCUUUAGAAGGAAGGAGAAUGCUGCUUUUGUUGACCAUUUACUGCCUUGAAAAUAUUUUCUUUUUUAUUGCAAAACCAGCUUGAGAUGAAUAUUAAGGAGAAACAAAUAAGAGUGAGAUGAAGUUGAUUUGUAUGUGAAGGGCUUGUUGUACAGGAACGAGGAAUGAAUGUAUGUAUUUGGUUUCAGAAUUGCAGAUUCAUGAGGUAAAUGUGCCUUUGAGCUUAUUGUUGCAGUUUUAUUUUUUUUCUUCACUCUGUAUAAAUUUUAUAGUUUAUAAAUAACUAUAAACUACUAUUGAUCAUUUUGUUGUACCAUACGUCGUAAAAAGCAUAAUGCUGAAGAUGAAAGAAAAUACUUGGUUUAUUGUUAAAUUUCUGUUUGAUUGAAAAGAUUCAUUGUAUAGCGUACCAUUAAAAACGAUAUCUUAUGAGGGUUA